Anopheles nili is the source of this 866-nucleotide messenger RNA. RefSeq names its product charged multivesicular body protein 6-A (gene Vps20). The coding region runs from base 93 to 746 and encodes 217 amino acids. Gene Ontology annotation, cellular component: multivesicular body; ESCRT III complex. Lineage: Eukaryota; Metazoa; Arthropoda; Insecta; Diptera; Culicidae. The transcript has 4 exons. The record is from RefSeq and is a predicted model, not a curated record. Gene Ontology annotation, biological process: late endosome to vacuole transport via multivesicular body sorting pathway; vesicle budding from membrane.
UUCGUGACUUUGCCCAGGUCUACAGCAUUUUCAGUAAUUUAAUUAAGUUUUGGUGUCACUAUCCCAGAAACAAGUGUUUUGUUUUAAGCGCGAUGGGCAACAUUUUCGGAAAAACGAAAACAAAACCCAUCAGUCGAGUAACUGAUCAAGAUAAAGCUGUUCUGCAACUGAAACAACAACGCGAUAAGCUAAAACAGUAUCAAAAACGUAUAGAACUAUCUUUGGAAAAAGACCGUGAACUGGCGAAGAAAUGUUUGGCCAGUGGAAGGAAAGAGCGUGCCAAAACGUUGCUCCGUAAAAAGAAAUACCAAGAGAAGUUAUUAAGUAACACAGACGCGCAACUAGAAACGUUAGAAAAACUUGCCUCAGAUAUAGAGUUUGCCCAAGUUGAGGCACAGGUGGUCAGUGGAUUGAAGGUGGGCAACGAAGCCUUGAAAAAAGUUAACGAGAUCCUGUCCAUCGACGAAGUGGAGCAAAUCUUAGACGAAACUAGAGAAAGUAUCGAGAAACAACAAGAAAUUGACGCACUGCUGAAUGGUGUGCUCUCGGAAGAGGACGAAGAAGAUGUACUAGCUGAGCUGGAAGAUCUUAUUGGUGCAGAUCAACAAAAGGAAAUGGAACAAGCGCCUGAAGUAGAUAUAAGUAAUCGUUUGCCCGACGUUCCAAAUGAUACAGUUAUCAAGGAGCAAAAGCGUAAGGAAAAAGAUGCAGCGGGAAUGAACAAAAAAGUUGCCUUGGAGGCAUAAUAAAGGACAGGACUUUAAUAAAAAGGUUCCAUUAUGCUGCCAUGAUUGCUGGUUUGAUUCGCAAUCGCGGUUGGUAAAGCCGCUGAAAUAUGCCUUUCUAAUCAUUUUAUCGUGCGAUCU